Molecule: messenger RNA, 969 nt
Organism: Cyphellophora europaea CBS 101466
Lineage: Eukaryota; Fungi; Ascomycota; Eurotiomycetes; Chaetothyriales; Cyphellophoraceae
Exons: 3
Coding region: 1-969 (322 amino acids)
Cellular component (GO): membrane
Source: RefSeq, a predicted model, not a curated record
AUGACGCGAAUUCCUCUGUCCAUCGAUGACCAAAUUUCACCCUAUAUCGGGCCAGCCAACGGUGGUACUGGGAGUGAUCCCGUGGCGUGGAUUGCAAUCAUCUUUGCCGCCUUUUUCGUAAUAGUGACAGCAUGGCACUGCAUUCUGCUGGUCAGACGGCAGGCCUACUUUACCUGGCUCAUGGUUGCCUCCUCAUUAGCACAAUGCUUGUCCCUCGUUGAAUUCGCAUACUCGACUAUUUACCCUCUCUCAACGCCAUUCCUCGUUAUUGGCACCCUCACCCAUUGGUUGUCACCCACUCUUCUCACCAUCUCGGUCAUCCUAGUUUUCGGUCGUGCGUCCUGGGCCGGUGCCCUCUCUAACCCCUCCCAUGUCCAACCUCUCUGGGGCUUCCUCCGCUGGAACACCGUCAUAAUCACUACUACCUCACUCUUCAACUUCUCCCUGCUCUGCAUCGGCUGCAUCAUCGUCGUAGCGUCUGCGCCAGACGCCAAGAUCGACGGCUCAAACAACCCCGCCAUUACUGCCGGCUAUGGGCUGCUCAAGACCGCAUUGGUGCUGCAGUUGCUGCUCCUAACGGCAUUCGCCCUCUUCGUUUGGCGCUUCCGGAACUAUACUCUGCAGUGGGACGUCGAGUGGAACCAGAGGCGAAAGUUCAACUGGACAUGGAAGAAACUUCUGGUCAUAGUGCUCGUGAGCCUUGGCCUACUAUUGAUUAGCCAGCUCUUCCACCUCAUCAUCUUCUUCAUGGACUGGACGGACAUGCCGUGGCUGGGCUUACUCUUCGACUCUGGCCCAGUCUUCAUCGUCACCCUGCUUUUCCUCGUCUACCAUCCGGGCAGGUGCCUACCGAAGACCUUGACCAAGCUGCGCCUCGACAAGGAGAGGUUAAGGCUGGCUACGAUAGUUGAGAAAGAGCUGCAGUCGAAGAACAGAUCGGAUCAAUCACUCGCUUCAGGGUCCACUUGA